Messenger RNA from Myotis brandtii (Brandt's bat), 552 nucleotides. RefSeq names its product glutathione S-transferase A1. The coding region runs from base 16 to 432 and encodes 138 amino acids. The record is from RefSeq and is a predicted model, not a curated record. The transcript is spliced from 3 exons. Gene Ontology annotation, biological process: glutathione metabolic process; xenobiotic metabolic process. Gene Ontology annotation, molecular function: glutathione transferase activity. Gene Ontology annotation, cellular component: cytosol; extracellular exosome. NCBI's taxonomy places the organism in Eukaryota, Metazoa, Chordata, Mammalia, Chiroptera, Vespertilionidae.
CAUAUCUCCUGGAAUAUGCACUGGUUGUCUUUCAGGAUUGAUAUGUAUUCAGAAGGUAUGGCAGAUUUGAAUGAAAUGAUCCUGCAUUUGCCACUAUGCCCACCCCAUGAAAAAGAUGCCAAGAUGACCCAGAUCAGAGAGAAAACAACAAAUCGUUAUUUCCCAGCCUUUGAAAAGGUGUUGAAGAGCCAUGGACAACACUACCUGGUUGGCAACAGGCUCAGCAGGGCUGACAUUCACCUGGUUGAACUUAUCUACUAUGUUGAAGAGAUUGACCCCAGCCUAAUGGCCAACUUCCCGCUGCUGAAGGCCCUGAAAACCAGGAUCAGCAACCUCCCUCCUGUGAAGAAGUUUCUGCAGCCUGGCAGUCAGAGGAAGCCUCCCAUAGAUGCGAAAGCAUUAGAAGAAGCCAGGAAGAUUUUCAAGUUUUAAAUAAAGGAGGCAUGGGUGCCCAGCACAUGCAGGACUAAUCUUCUGACGUCCAACAAUGAAGUGCCUCUACCUAGGUGUAGUUCCUGGCUAUUGUGAGAAUAAUAAACUUUUCCAAAAUAA